GUAGAGGCGAAGAUGGAAACCGCGUCGCUUCAUGAACGGAUCCCACCGCUCAUGGCUCCAGAGAAAUUGGUACCUGGAGAAGAUUUCGACGUUUCGGAAUCGCAGAUACUACGUUAUGUUCGCAAUAUUCCAUCACCAUUUCGGGCAGAUGCGGACUUCAACCUCCCGGACGAUGUGGAUAACCUUCUGGUGACCCUGAGGUGGAGACUGGCGGGACCAAAAACGUCAUUAGAAUAUUGGGAGGAGUUCUACGUGCGACAGCAACGACCUGAGGAAAGUCUGAUGAACGAUAUGGGGUCCGUGCUGGGUUGGCAUACACCAUGUAUACGCACUUCACCUUUUCUGGAUCGGUUUCUGGCUGGGCUCCGGGAACCCAGAGCCAAAGAUGAACUACAACUACGACCACCAAAAGACCUUGCCGCCGCAGAGUCAAUUGCCGACAUCCUGGACCGGAACGGGCACCUGGUAAGGCAACCUCAAGGAGUUUUCCCUGCAGGUUUCAGCCAGGAAGGGAGAACACCAACCAGAGAAAAUGGCGAAAGGAAACCCUCAAUGGUACCCACAUGCUACACCUGUCGUCAAACCGGACAUACCUCGCGAUUUCGUGGGGAGCGUGGAGACGCUUAUCGGAUAGUUGCUAUUACCUCAUUGUUCAAACGCCCGUCUCAUCUAAGUCAAAUGGUUAGACCAUCAAGCCUGACUAUGGUACCGGAGACCGGAGGAAAAUAUGUCGGUUUGAGUAAGAAUCCACCAAAGUCGGUCAAAUGCCUCGACUGGCCUGGUGUAGAGGAAUCGGGGCACUACCGCUCGUCGGACGUGGACGACUUCAAUCAAAAAAUUAUCGUGAUAUGA
Echinostoma caproni is the source of this 852-nucleotide messenger RNA. NCBI's taxonomy places the organism in Eukaryota, Metazoa, Platyhelminthes, Trematoda, Plagiorchiida, Echinostomatidae. The record is from the annotation of a GenBank genome assembly.